Messenger RNA from Bombus impatiens (common eastern bumble bee), 506 nucleotides. RefSeq names its product probable DNA-directed RNA polymerases I and III subunit RPAC2 (gene l(2)37Cg). The record is from RefSeq and is a predicted model, not a curated record. Gene Ontology annotation, cellular component: RNA polymerase III complex; RNA polymerase I complex. Gene Ontology annotation, biological process: DNA-templated transcription. Gene Ontology annotation, molecular function: protein dimerization activity; DNA-directed RNA polymerase activity. Bases 133 to 459 code for a protein of 108 amino acids. Lineage: Eukaryota; Metazoa; Arthropoda; Insecta; Hymenoptera; Apidae. The transcript is spliced from 3 exons.
AUGUUAGGUUAGGCUAUGUAGUAUAAUAACGUCUGUAUGUUCAACGAGUUUGUGACGAUGUUGAUGAUACUGUGAAUUUAAUAUUAUAAUAAUAUAAUAUAUUUUACAAUAAUUAGUUUAAUAGUUGAUAAAAUGGGUCGAUUAGCAGAGGUGGUUAGCGAACAAUCAUCCGAGAAAUGUAAAACUUUUGUAUUCAUGGGUGAAGGUUAUACUUUGGGAAAUUCCUUAGUAGCAGUAAUCUCGCAAAAUCCUGAUGUGGAGUUUUGUGCUUGUUUCGUCAAUCAUCCAGCAGAAGGAAACAUAUACUUGAGGAUCCAAGCGAAAAACGGAAAAGCUAUAGACAUACUGAGAAAAGGAUUACAAGAUUUUGAAAAGAUUUGUGAUCACACUAUAGAAACUUUCAACAAUGCUUAUGAACAGUUUAAGACUUCUAGAGAUAUGUUUGUAGAUAGUACAUAGAGUAGUAUUUUUUACAGAAAUAUAUAAUUUAUUUGAUUUUUACUUUA